AUGAAGCACACAGCUCCCCUCUUGAAGUCUCCUCCUGCCCUUCAGGAUCUUCCUCCAUGCAUGAACGCUUCAGACAUCGGGACUUUGCUUCUGAUAUCUGGGGCCAAUGUGUUUGAUCCGACGCCGAGAGGGAGGAUGGACAUCUUGGUAGGAGGAGGGAAAGUCCUUAGAAUGUUUGAAGGAGGAGGGUUCGAUCCCGCGGAGUUAGAGCGGAAAGGCCUCUUGCGAGUCGUCGAUGCUUCUGGUCUGAUCGCGACUCCAGGGCUAGUGGACAUGCACGUCCACCUGACAGGAGGAGGAGGAGAGGCAGGACCAGCGUCUCGUGUGCCCCAGCCGAGGCUCUCCGAGUUCAUCCAAGGAGGACUGACCACGGUCGUCGGGCUCCUCGGGACCGACUCGAUCUCGAGAUCGCUGGAGUCGUUGUCGAUGACGGUGGCAGGGCUGAACUUGCUCCCGAUCUCUGCCUUCAUGUACACUGGAGCCUACAAGACUCUUCCGGAGAGUCCAAACUUGCUUGGCUCGGUCAUGAAGGACAUAGCGCUGCUGGAGACGGUAGUCGGAGUGAAGGUAUCUGCUCUGCCCUCUCAACCAGGCAUCGCAUCUGAUCGCUCAGUGGAGGUUGCGAUAUCCGACUUCAGAGGGAGUCAACCCACCCUAUCGCACAUGGUGAACUUGGCGGCGGAUGCCAAGGUCGGGGGGAUGCUGGGAGGGAAGUCCGGGAUCGUGUACUUGCACAUCGGGAGCAAUGUAGAGAAGUUAGACAUGCUGUGGGACAUCGUCAACAUCACCGGUUUACCCAAGACCCAGGUUGUUCCCACGCACGUUGGACGAACUCCAGAACUGGCGCGAGCGUCUGCCAUGUGGCUGAGAGAUGGGGGAAUUGUGGACGUGACAGCAAACUCCAAGGCAGCGGAUGUUGUCGAGGCGUACAUCAACGCCGGGUUGCCUUUGGAGAGAGUCUGUGCCUUUGGAUCUCUCCCCAAGUUCGACAGCAACAAGCAGCUCAUUGGCUACUCCUACGCCAAACCGACGCGCCUGGUUAACUUCCUGAGAGAAAUGCUCGCCCGAGGUCACAACCUCGCUGAAAUUCUCCCACUGGUGACGUACAACCCCUCGGCCACGCUCAAGCUCCCUCGAGGGAAAGGAAGGAUAGUGGAGGGAGGAGACGCAGACAUAGCUCUGUGGAAACUCAACGACAAGGCAACGGAGGCGAAGGAGAAUCUCGUCCUGAAAGGAUUGUUUUCAAAGGGCAUGACAGCUCUCUCAUCUACUUGUGUAGCCACCGACAUGUUCGGGAGAAUUCGAUCUACGUGA
Guillardia theta CCMP2712 is the source of this 1314-nucleotide messenger RNA. RefSeq lists its product as hypothetical. NCBI's taxonomy places the organism in Eukaryota, Cryptophyceae, Pyrenomonadales, Geminigeraceae. The coding region runs from base 1 to 1314 and encodes 437 amino acids. Gene Ontology annotation, molecular function: hydrolase activity, acting on carbon-nitrogen (but not peptide) bonds. The transcript has 8 exons. The record is from RefSeq and is a predicted model, not a curated record.